Messenger RNA from Musa acuminata subsp. malaccensis (wild Malaysian banana), 2391 nucleotides. RefSeq names its product peptidyl-prolyl cis-trans isomerase CYP63. Gene Ontology annotation, molecular function: peptidyl-prolyl cis-trans isomerase activity. Gene Ontology annotation, biological process: protein peptidyl-prolyl isomerization; protein folding. NCBI's taxonomy places the organism in Eukaryota, Viridiplantae, Streptophyta, Magnoliopsida, Zingiberales, Musaceae. The record is from RefSeq and is a predicted model, not a curated record.
CUCAAUCGCAAGCCCCAAGAAGAGAAAACCCUCGGCCGCAUUUUGGACUAAGAGAAGAUGGCCACGAAGAAGAAUCCCACAGUUUUUUUGGACAUUUCAGUGGACAGAAACCCUGCUGAGAGAAUGGAGAUAGAGCUUUUUGCUGAUGUAGUUCCAAAGACUGCAGAGAAUUUUCGAGCACUUUGCACUGGGGAAAAAGGCAUUGGAGAUUCUACACGAUUGCCACUGCAUUACAAGGGAUCAUUCUUUCAUCGCAUUGUAAAAGGAUUUGUUGCUCAAGGAGGUGAUUUCUCAAGGCGAGAUGGCAGUGGUGGUGAGAGCAUUUAUGGAAGAAAAUUUCCAGAUGAGAAUUUUAAGCUGAAGCAUGAUGGACCUGGCCUUUUGUCCAUGGCAAGCUCUGCACCCAACUCAAAUGGAUCUCAAUUUUUCAUCACCUUCAAGGCAACACCACAGCUUGAUGGCAAAAAUGUUGUUUUCGGAAAGGUAGUAAGUGGAUCUAACCUGCUGAAGAAAAUAGAACAGGCAGGUUCUGAGAAAGGGAAACCUCUUUGCCUUGUAAAAGUUGUAGAUUGUGGUGAAGCUUCUGAUGGUAAGACACAAGUUGUUCCAGGAAAAGAGAAAGAGAAAAAAUGUAACGAGUCCAGCUUAGAUCUUUGUUCCAAUGACAGUUCUGGUGGAGAACAGAGGUCAAGUCAUAAAAGAACUAUUAAAGAUAAGAGAAAGAAGAGAAAGAGAAGAUAUUCAUCAUCUGAUUCUUCUAGUUCUGAUGAUUCUGAUUCGGACUCUUAUUCAUCUGAUAGUGGCUCUAGUUCUUACUCUGAUUCAUCUGAUUCUAGUUCAUCCAGCGGUGCUAGAUACAAGAGGAGAAAGAGAACAUCAAGAAAAAAGAAAAAUAGGAAUGGGAAAGGCAAGAGAGAUCAUCAUACAGAUAAACGACAAAGAAGGCAUGAUAAAAAAUCAACUCGCAAGCCAAAAUGGAGCUCAAGUUCUAGUGACUCAGAGAGUGAAACUACCAGCGGUAGUAGUAGCUCUGGCUCUGAAAGAGCUGGCCAUCGGGAUGAUUCUCGUAAAGCCAAGCACUCGUUGCAAACCGCUGAUACAUCACUUGAAGUUGGAAAGAAACAAUCUCUUUCAAUAGUCCCAGGAAAAGAAUCAGCUACAGAAAGGACAAAGAAAAGUGAACGGGUAGCUGCUCAGGUUAAUGCAUCACGUGAAUCAGGCCUAGUUUUUCAAGAAACUAGAGAUGAUCCAGAAGACUCCUAUCGUUCUAUAGGAAAAUUUAACAAAAUGGCCAAUCAACCUCCCAAGUCAAAUGAGAAAUCAAGCAGAUCCAGCAGCCCGAUAAUACCGGAGGGAGAUCGCAUUGGAAGUCCUAGGGUCCAUGCAGACAAGGGACCUACAUCAAGUCCAAGUGGAGUUCCACAUAUUGGUGGUGCUAAUCAAAGUUCAGUCGGAGGAAUCAGUAGAAGCAAAAGCCAUUCAGCGAGUCCAACAAGGAGUCCUGGGCGUAAAGCUUCUGAGCCUGCUUUAAAGCAACUGGAUGUGUCCAGAAAGCCAUCCCCUAGUGGUCCCCCAAAACGCAUUAGGAAGGGACGUGGAUUCAGUGAUAAGUAUGCCUAUGUACGGAAAUACAGGACUCCGUCUCCAGAGCGUUCUCCUGUUCGCUCCUACUAUUAUAGAGGCAGAUAUGAACAAGAAUGGGGAAGAAAUAGGUACUCAAGACGCACAUUCAAUUCUGAGCGUUCACCUGCACGGCGGUAUCAAGGCUCUCCAAGAGGCAGUAGCCCACCCAGAUACCGUGGCAGAAGGGACCGAAGCAGGAGCAUGUCACGCAGCCCUGUCGGGUAUCGCAGCCGUCGUAGGGAUCGUACUCAGAGCCCAAGACGAAGCCGUAGUCCAUUGGAUGACCAGAAGCCAGCGCUAGGCAAUAGGAUACAAUCUCGUCUUGGUCCUCAAGGAGGUGGCUACCGCUCCGUCAGUGGACGGUCAAGGUCAAGAUCUCCACAUCCAUCAGCAUUUAAAUCUGAUGCAGGGCCACAGGACAUGGAAGAUAAGGGAGGGUCUCAAAGCAGCUCCAGAUCUAGCAGCCCUGCGCCAAACAAUGGAUUGGUGGCAUAUGGAGAUGGGAGUCCUGAUAGGUAGCGCCUGCAAAUGGCGUUGAUGGCUUGGCUUAAAAGUAUGUCUCACCUUUGCAGCAUAUGAGUCUCCUGGUAUUUCUCAUUACUUUAUAAUGGUGGUUUGGGGGAACCCAUCAAACUCUCCAGAAACCAUGUUCUUGCUUAAGGCUCUUCCGUGUUUGAAGUCAUCUUGGUGUUGCUAACGAGAUAUUGAGGUCUGAACGUUAAACGUGAGUUUGAGUUUUAUGUUAUUGCUCAACGGAAUCUUCCGCCA